ACCCUCCAUUCCCCUGUCAUUGUUGUCCAGAAAGAGAGACGACUAUGUCGAGGACCAUCACCUACCAGGAAGUCCAGCAGCACCGAUCGACAGAAAGCUGCUGGGUGAUCCUUUAUGGCAAUGUCUAUGAUGUGACUUCUUUCCUUCCAGAUCACCCCGGUGGUAGCAAGAUCAUCCUCCAGCUGGCUGGAAGCGAUGCCACAGAAGAGUACGACCCUGUACAUCCUCCAGGAACCCUCGAACAGAGCCUCCCAGCGUCGGCCAAGCUUGGAUCGAUCGAUGCCAGCACACUACCUCAGACGGAGGUAGCACCACAGAAUACAAAGCAAGAGCAAGACGCAGAGACAAUGACCAUCGAGGAAUGCCUGAACUUGGACGACAUUGAGACAGUAGCAACACAGAAACUCAGCAAGCGAGCAUGGAACUACUACUACUCCGCCGCCGACGACCUACGGUCAAAGACCUUGAACAACACUGUCUACCAAAACAUCCUCCUCCGACCUCGAAUCUUCGUCGACUGCACCAAGUGCGAUACAUCCACCACCCUCCUCGGCAAUAAAGUCAAAGUUCCAUUCUUCGUCUCUCCCGCAGCAAUGGCACGACUAGGCCAUCCGGAUGGCGAAGCUGGAAUUGGACAAGCCUGUACGCCCUACGGUGCCCUGCAAAUAAUCUCCAACAACGCCUCGCAGACGCCGGAACAAAUCGUGGCCGGUGCUCAAUCAGACCAAGUCUUCGGCUGGCAACUGUACGUCCAAACGGACCGCAAGAAGAGCGAGGAUAUGCUGGCUCGUAUUCACAAGCUUCCCGCGAUCAAGUUUAUAUGCUUGACGCUUGAUGCGCCAGUGCCGGGCAAGAGGGAGCACGACGAGCGAGGGACGAAGAGUGUGGGUGCCAGUCUUCCGGUCAAAAAGAAAGCGAUGGAUGGGAAUGGAGCGGUGGGUAAAGCACUGUUUGCGGGCACAGCGCCGGACUUGACGUGGAAGAGUACACUGCCUUGGCUAGCCAAGCACACGCAUUUACCGAUUGUGCUGAAGGGACUGCAGACUCACGAGGAUGCGUACUUGGCCAGUCUGUAUGCCCCGCAGAUCAAGGGGAUCAUUCUGUCGAAUCAUGGUGGGAGAGCGGCGGAUACUGCGCCGCCGGCGAUUCACACGUUGUUGGAGAUACGGAAGUAUUGUCCUGAAGUACUGGGUAAGGUUGAGGUGUGGGUUGACGGUGGGAUCAAGCGUGGCACGGAUAUCGUCAAGGCACUUGCGCUGGGUGCUAAAGGGGUAGGGCUCGGUAGAGCACCGCUGUUCGGACUGUCAGCGGGUGGGAAAGCGGGCGUUGAGAGAGUAUUGGAGAUUUUGAAGGCAGAGACAGAGACGGCGAUGCGAUUGCUUGGAUGUGAGACUGUUGAUCAGCUCAAGCCACACCAUGUGAAUGCUAGAGCGGUGGAGAGGGACGUGUAUGAUGGUGCUGCCGGACUGGAGAAACUUGAAAUGUGGGUUCGUAGCAAAUUAUAGGCUUGCGAGGCACGGCUGGAGGCAUUAUCAAAGCGAACGACUUGUAUUCCAGA
Molecule: messenger RNA, 1558 nt
Organism: Zymoseptoria tritici IPO323
Lineage: Eukaryota; Fungi; Ascomycota; Dothideomycetes; Mycosphaerellales; Mycosphaerellaceae
Exons: 2
Coding region: 45-1505 (486 amino acids)
Molecular function (GO): heme binding; oxidoreductase activity
Source: RefSeq, a predicted model, not a curated record